AUGUUUUCGCAAUUCUGGUCAGCGGCCCUGCUGCCGCUUCUCUUCACUUCAGCCCUAUGUCAAAACUUCACCAUCUCCAAUGGGCAGAUCUUCACGCCUGGCUUUGCGGUUCUCGACUCCCCGCAGCCGGGCACGCCGAUGGGCGGCGACACGAUUGAGAUCGCUCUGGACGUCACAGCAAAUGGCGUCCUCCCCCUCGACGUUGCCGAUGACAGCCCCAGCCGGAUAAACAAUAUCACCAUCUUCAUGUACAGCUUUGACACGGGCCGCAACUUCACUGUCUCCAACGGCACUGCCUCGGGUAACAACGCCAGCUUGGGGGAGAUAAUGCUGCAGGAGCCUGGCAGCACAGUCAAGCACGUCAAGUGGACCUGGCCAGCGUGCUUAGUUGGCGACGGCCAACCGGCGACGACUGACAGCGACCGUGGCAUCUAUAAUAUCUCGAUCAGGCAGAACUUCGUCAUGAACAACACUAACCUCUACACCAUCUUCGACGUCCCGAUCUCUGUGACGAACAGCAUCCCGAGCUCGAUAAGCCGAGCCCAGUGCGAUGCGCUCAACAACCCCUUGCUGACGCCGGAGCAGAUCAACGCCUCGGCCGCGAACAGCGUCGGCGUCCUGUUUGCGCCGGGGGGCUCGCAGGUGGUGCAAGUGAAGCUGGACAAGGCGGAAAGCGGCCAAGGCCUUGGAGGUGCUGGUAUGCUGAGCUGGAGGAGUGGCGCGGAGUGGCUGUGUCUGGCCACUCUUGCUAUGGCCUUUGCUUUCUAA
This is a messenger RNA of Diaporthe amygdali, 768 nucleotides long. RefSeq lists its product as uncharacterized. NCBI's taxonomy places the organism in Eukaryota, Fungi, Ascomycota, Sordariomycetes, Diaporthales, Diaporthaceae. The transcript is spliced from 2 exons. The coding region runs from base 1 to 768 and encodes 255 amino acids. The record is from RefSeq and is a predicted model, not a curated record.